This is a messenger RNA of Leishmania braziliensis MHOM/BR/75/M2904, 372 nucleotides long. RefSeq lists its product as hypothetical. The transcript has a single exon. Bases 1 to 372 code for a protein of 123 amino acids. The record is from RefSeq and is a predicted model, not a curated record. Lineage: Eukaryota; Euglenozoa; Kinetoplastea; Trypanosomatida; Trypanosomatidae.
AUGCCCCGCAAGGCUGCUGCUGCGACCACGAAGGAGCGGUCCUCUAGCGAGGAGAGCGUCUCCAGCGAGGACAGCAUCUCGAGCCUUCCAAUCAUCAAGGAAGCCCGUACGGAGGAUGCGACUGUGACUGCUGCGCAGGCACCUACACGUCAGCUCUCUCCACCGGCCACGUCUGCGGCCAUGCCAGGUGCUGCCGAGGAGGUUGUUCCUCUUGCUGCGCUCGUAGCUGUCAACGUGGACCGCAACGAGGAAGCUAGUUUUGGGCUUCUGAAGGAGCCGGGCCCGCCGUCCGCAGAUGUCCGGCGCGUCACGACGGAGGGCGAAGGCGCACCUGCCAUUCCAACAGAUCUGCUGCAGCUCCUAAGCGGGUAA